AUGUCGUUAUCGAAUUGCCGUUUCUACGAGGAGAAGUUCCCGGAAAUUGACAGCUUUGUCAUGGUGAACGUCAAGCAGAUCGCCGAGAUGGGUGCUUACGUUAAGCUUCUCGAGUACGACAACAUCGAUGGCAUGAUUUUGCUCUCCGAACUGUCGCGUCGACGUAUCAGAUCUAUCCAGAAGCUCAUCCGCGUUGGGCGCAACGAGGUUGUCGUGGUCCUGCGUGUGGACAAGGAGAAGGGUUACAUUGAUCUUUCAAAACGCCGUGUCUCUCCCGAGGACAUUGUCAAGUGCGAGGAGCGCUACAACAAGAGCAAGAUGGUCCACUCUAUCAUGCGCCACGUCGCCGAGAAGACCAACACUCCCAUCGAGAGCCUAUACGAGAGCAUAGCAUGGCCUCUCAACAAGAAGUUCGGCCAUGCUAUUGACGCAUUCAAGCUGUCGAUCACCAACCCGGAAGUCUGGAACGACAUUACCUUCCCCACUACUCCCAUUGCCGACGAGCUCAAGUCCUACAUUGGCAAGCGUCUCACACCCCAGCCUACCAAGGUCCGAGCCGACAUUGAGGUCACGUGCUUCGGAUACGAGGGCAUUGACGCUGUCAAGGAGGCCCUGCGCAAGGCCGAGGAGAAGAACACGGAAGACUCACAGGUCAAGGUCAAGCUGGUCUCGCCACCGCUGUACGUCUUAACCAACACUUGCUUGGACAAGUCAGCAGGCAUCACGUUGCUGGAGGAGGCAAUUGUGGAUGUGCGCAAAAGCAUCGAAGCCGCAGGCGGCAACCUGUCCGUCAAGAUGGAGCCCAAGGCUGUCACCGAGAGCGAUGAUGCGGAGCUGCAAGCCCUCAUGGAGAAGCGCGAGCGUGAGAACGCCGAGGUCAGCGGUGACGAGAGUGUCAGUGAUAGCGACGAGAACAUUCCCGAGACUGUUUAG
This is a messenger RNA of Emericellopsis cladophorae, 933 nucleotides long. Its product is annotated as Eukaryotic translation initiation factor 2 subunit alpha-like protein. Gene Ontology annotation, molecular function: translation initiation factor activity; RNA binding; ribosome binding. The transcript has 4 exons. Lineage: Eukaryota; Fungi; Ascomycota; Sordariomycetes; Hypocreales; Bionectriaceae. Bases 1 to 933 code for a protein of 310 amino acids. The record is from RefSeq and is a predicted model, not a curated record. Gene Ontology annotation, cellular component: eukaryotic translation initiation factor 2B complex; eukaryotic 48S preinitiation complex; multi-eIF complex.